This is a messenger RNA of Ceutorhynchus assimilis (cabbage seed weevil), 918 nucleotides long. NCBI's taxonomy places the organism in Eukaryota, Metazoa, Arthropoda, Insecta, Coleoptera, Curculionidae. The record is from the annotation of a GenBank genome assembly.
AGGUUUCCCGUAACCACAGUAGUAGCACUGGGUACGCAAAUCGGAGUCGUCGUGAACGAGUAGAAUUUUGCAGCCAAAUGCGAAACUGACUCGAAAAUAAGACACUUGCCAUUUGAAUCAAUAAUUGAUAUUAGUUUUUGACAUUAGUGCACCAAUACUAGGAUUUAAUCAAAAUGAUGGACAACAAUCCGAAAAUAACAAUUACUGCUGUGAUAUUGAUGGGUCUCUAUUUUACUUUAACUGAUGCUUUUCCAAACAAGCCCACCGCUCCUCAUCAACUUUGCGAGAAAUCUAUGGAAGACCAGAAUCUUCCCGACCCUUCUGAUUGUACCAGAUAUUUCCGUUGCGUCUACGGCAGAAAAGUUCCAAAAAUCUGUCCGGAAAAAAUGCUUUUCAAUCUUAAAAUAGGAAAUUGUGACUUGCACUACAAUGUGGAAUGUACUCCGAAAAACUACCAUGAAGUUGUCGGAGACCAACGAGCCAUUGAGACUUUGACCGGAAACAGUCUUUUCAAAACCAGUGAAGCUAAUGACGUUUCUGAAGAAAGCAGCAAUUCGGAAAACAUCAAUAGGCCAUCUGAAACAUCUACCACCAAAUUUGUUUACAUGCCACACGAAACAGUGGAAAGGGCCUAUUAUAAAGUGGAAAAUGGUGCAAAGUUUAUGAUGUACUGUGAAGAAAAUAUGAGUUUCAAUUUUGAAUUGGAAAUUUGCGCCAGGCCGUCAAAUCUGAGAUAAUUUGAACUAGUUUCAAAUACCCAACGACUUUUUGCAUACAGGAUAUCGAGGGAAUGGAAUCUCUUGAAAUCGCCUUGGAUGGUGGAGCUCGAAAGGGCGGAAGUUGGUUUUUAUAAGACCUGAUAAAUUUGUUAUUUUUGUUUAUUAUCCUCGACAAAUAAAGUUUUUGAUGAAUAUUGUU